UUGAAGUCAUUGACAGUAUUUGUCAAUAAUGGAGUGACAGAGACAAGCAAACAAAUCCUUUAAAAAAAAAGACAAGCAAACAAACAUUUGCUAUCAGUACUAAUCAAUCAAUCAUUAUUACUCAAAAUUCCCAGAUUUAAUACUAAUCAGUCACGCACACCCCUGCUUGCUCCCCUCCCCACGAACAAUUACUAUCAGAUUAGCAAGGCAAGGAUCCAAACUUACGUUUAGGGUUAUGCAGGAUCAGCAGUAGGAACACUAAGGAAAGGAGACCAAACCCAUGUUUUGGUGGCGGUAAUUGCAAAAAAUGGUGAGGCAGGACGGCGGCGGCUGCGACGGACAGCGGCGUCCGUGGUGGAGGGUGGCGGCGGACGCGGGGAGGGCGAAGGCGGUGGCGGCCGCGGGGGAGCGCGGUGUCGUCGUCCGCGGUGGACGAGGGCGGCGUCGGCGCGGUGGAGGGAGGCGCAGAUGGAGCGGUCACAGAUAGAGUCUGUUGCCGGCAAGAAGCAAGAACAGUUGGCGUGCCGGAGAGGAGAGGAAGGUCGGCCGUCGUUUGUGGCGUGGCCUGGAAACAGGCGGCGGCAGCGUCGAUGGAGGAUUGGAGGCGGAGGUAGGUGCAGGUGACGAUCUACAUUGGGAGAGAAAGAAUAGCAUCGGUUUUAGAUCGUGGGGAAAAAGCCAGGAGAAAAACCAACGCGGGACGGCCGGUUUUUUGCAGCGUGGGUGCGGAGAGGAAGAAAAACCGUGCGGGACGCUGGUUUUUCGAGCGUGGGUGCGGCCGUGCAGGAGGACGUACGAUGGACUAACCUAAGUGUAAAUUAAAAAAUAGUAAAGAUACCCCGAGGAUCGACCAAUCCUCGACACGAAUCCAAGUUCAGGAAAAGAUCGACACGAAUAUUGGAUCGAUCUCUUUCUCUCUGUGCUAGCUUAGUCCAUGGCCAUGCAGGCGGACCGGUGCGCCGUGUGCUUCCACCCCCGCGCGGCCACCGGCGCCGACUGCUCGGUCUGCUCCGCGGCCCCGAAGAACCCCUUCGCCUCCCCGCCGCCCGCGCAGCGGCGGCUGCAGCCCUGUUUGGGCCGAGCGGCGCCAUCUCCUUCGGUGCCGUCCCGCCAAGACACUCUCCGUUCGGAACUCAGGCUCCCUCAACGAGCAGCUCGAACCCAUUCACAAGGCGGCUGGCGCCGACCCCCAGCUUCUUCGGCGACACGCCAUUGGAGCCGUUCGGAUCUGUACUUGGCUUCGAUGACGACGAGGAGACCGCGGACGCCGAGCCUCCGGCGAUCGACGGCCGGAACGAUACGGCCGCGCCGCUCGUGACGCUCGAGAUGCACUGCGAGCGCGCGGCCGUGGCCCGGGGCGAGGCCGUCGACAACUUCGCCGUGCUGGUGCACGCCAAGGCUCCUCCGGCCGCCGCUGGCCGGGCUCGCGCGCCGGUGGAUCUCGUGGCGGUGCUGGACGUCAGCGGGAGCAUGCAGGGGAACAAGCUGGCGCUGGUGAAGGGCGCCAUGGGGUUCGUCGUGGACAAGCUCGGCCCCGCCGACCGCCUCAGCAUCGUCGCCUUCUCCGACUCCGCCCGCCGCGUCCUCCACCUGGCCCGCAUGUCUGACGCCGGCAGGGCCUCCGCCAAGCUCGCCGUCGAGUCUCUGCAAGCCGGUGGCUGCACGAACAUCCGCGACGGGCUCGCGGUUGCCGCCAAGAUGCUCGACGGAAGGCGGCACAGGAACGCGGUCGCCGCCGUCAUCCUUCUCUCCGACGGCCAGGACUCCUUCACCCGCAGUUACCACCGCGACCUCGUGCCGCGCUCGUUAAUGGCGGCGACCAGAAGCGACGGCGGCCGGUCCUCUGGCACGCCGGUCCACGCGUUCGGCUUCGGCGCCGACCACGACGCGGCGGCGAUGCACGCGAUCGCCGAGGCCACCGCGGGCGGCACGUUCUCCUUCGUCGAGAACCAGGCGGUGGUUCAGGACGCGUUCGCGCAGUGCAUCGGAGGGGUCCUCUCUGUGGCGGCGCAGGAGGCGUGGCUCGCCAUCGCGUGCCCGGCGCACCGCUCCGGCGCGCGCGUCAGGGCCGUCAAGUCCGGGCGGUACGCGAGCCGCGUCGUGGCGUACGGCCGCGCCGCGGAGGUGGACGUCGGAGAGCUCUACGCCGACGAGGAGCGCCGCUUCCUGGUAUUCCUCGACAUGCCAGCCGCCGGCGCCAGAGACGACGACGAGGAGGGUGACGUCACCACGCGGCUGCUGAAGGUGAGCUGCACGUACAAGGACGCGGCGACGGGGAGGUCGAUGGAGGUGGCCGGUGGUGACGCGGUGGUGCGCCGGCCGGCGGAGGCCGAGGACGAGGAGCCGUCGAAGGAGGUGGAGGUGGAGCGGUUCCGCGUGGAGGCGGCGGAGGACAUGGCGGCGGCGCGCGCGGCGGCGGAGCGCGGCGACCACGGCGAGGCGGCGAGGAUACUCGACAGGCGGCAGGACGCGCUGCGGCGGUCGCCUGCCGCUGCCAGCGACGCCAGGUGCGCGGCGCUGGCAUGGGAGCUCCGCGAGCUGGCGGCCCGCGUGGCCAGCCGGGCGGAGUACGAGCGGUCCGGCCGCGCGUUCGCGUUCGCCGGCGCGAGCGCCCACGCGCAGCAGCGCGCCUCGGGCGUUACCCUGUUUGGCGCCAUGGCGCCGACGGCGGCGCCCGGUUUCGCAUCGGCGCCUUUUCUGCAGUGUGGAACGCCGGCGUUUGGGUCGACGGCGGCGUUCAGCCCUUUUCAUCAGUGUGGAUCAGCGGCUGCAGGGCCGUUCGCGACGCCGGCGAUGAGGGCCAUGGUGGACGAGUCGCGGGAGGCGCGGGAGAAGCGGCAGCAGCAGCCGGCAGCCCCGGCACCGACGACGACCCGUUCCUAACCUUCUUAAUGGAGUACUUAUACAAUCUUGUUGAUUAGCUUUGCUACUACGAAUCAUUCCGCAAUUUUUCUUAGUACUAAAAGCUUCGAACAUUAAUAUUUGUGUAUAGAUACAUUCAUAUUUGGACAAAUUUGAGUCUCUUAAUGUGUGUGACUGAGGGAGCAUGUACGUAUGCUAUAACCACGGUAUUAUAAUUCAUUCCUACUUGGUGUUAA
Brachypodium distachyon (stiff brome) is the source of this 3098-nucleotide messenger RNA. RefSeq lists its product as uncharacterized. Bases 1327 to 2883 code for a protein of 518 amino acids. The transcript has a single exon. NCBI's taxonomy places the organism in Eukaryota, Viridiplantae, Streptophyta, Magnoliopsida, Poales, Poaceae. The record is from RefSeq and is a predicted model, not a curated record.